Pisolithus orientalis is the source of this 2522-nucleotide messenger RNA. RefSeq lists its product as uncharacterized. Lineage: Eukaryota; Fungi; Basidiomycota; Agaricomycetes; Boletales; Pisolithaceae. The record is from RefSeq and is a predicted model, not a curated record. The transcript has 4 exons. The coding region runs from base 299 to 2383 and encodes 694 amino acids.
ACGGUCGUCAGCUUGGCUGUGUUGGACUCCCGUGGAGUACUGGAGGAGAGCACUAGUGUCCGUUCCAUUUUCUUGGAACAUCCUAGCCAGCACUGCUCGGGUACCUGUCUGGUCAUCGGCAACGGCGAAGAACGGGUCAAUUGUCCCUUUUCUUCACAAUUGGAGGGGGCGUAUUAAUACGUUUUGAGAACCUCCGACCAUUGUCUACUGGAACACAUCCAAGCCCUCCUCGCCCGUUGCUACAUACACACAAACCGCUGUUGGCCAGCUCGCCUGCCAGCGCAGUAGCGCCCCCGCCAUGUCCUCACAACCCGCACAAGGAUGGCAUCCGAACCCACAGCUGAUGCAACAGCAAGCCCAACCACUUCACAUGCCACCCGCUGGUUGGACCGGUAGUUGGCCCCCCGCCGCCGGAUUCCCUCCUGGAUAUCCAGGCCCGCCUCCGAUGCCUCACGGCGCCCCCUCGCGCUGGAAUGCCGGCUCCUGGCAAUACAACCCCCACAUGCAAAACGGACAACAACCAUGGGCACCCGGAAUGGGCUGGGGCAUGCCCCCCAAUUACAACCCAUACAAACGUGUUCCCCGCCCGGCCUCUCCGAGUUAUUGGAAAACUGAACUCACCAAUAAUGGCUUGGGAUUGGAAGGUAUGGUAAAGAGAGAGAGAAAGGAGGAUCAAGAUAGCGAUGAACCUCACACACCCUGGAUAUGGAGUCCACCUAGUCUGCUAGCAGAUGGCGAGGAUCGUCCACGGCCGGAACGCACCUUCGAUCUUCGUCGUGAAGGCUCUUCAUCAUCAGGUAUUCAUCAUGCUCGCGCUGCCUCAACGCCUGUGCGAGAACCUGCCACCAAUGCGGACAGAAGGGCGGCUUCGUACGAUACACCGAUCAAUCGGUCGUUUGACAAUACGACCGCCAACAGCACACCCGUGCGCCCUACCACUACUUCUCAACCGUACUAUCACACCCCCGACAGAGUUACUCCGUCGCGUGGAGAAUAUAUUUAUCGCUCUAACAGUACCCCUCACGAGACUCAUCACACGACCGCUCCAGGACGCCAAUCAACUGAACCUGCGCGCAGGUCCUCCAGCCACCAGCGAUCUUCAUCAACCGGGCCAUCAUCAUCAUCUCACCACCACUCAACGUUGACCCGUGGGGAGUCGUUCAGCACCGGUCGCUCAAAUGGACAUGCACCCCCGGGAAACCAAUACCCGGCUCCGACAACUGCAACCACUUCAGCGUCAAGCACGGCCAACGGGCGUGCUGCCCAACCACUAAUGUACACUCAAGAACCAGACUCCUAUUCCUCCAGGGCGGAGCUCCAACCUACGUUUUCAGCUAAUAUCGUGCGAACGCCAGUCCACUACCAAUCACCCCGUCGCAGCACGGACGAAGGAAGACAUGCAUCUCGUUCACCUUCCAGACACGGCCCUCCGCCUAGCUCAAACCAAGGCCGAGGAGUCCCCUCUGCACAACCUCUGAUGAGGCACUCAUCCAUGCCAACGGCGACUUCGUCUCGCGACCCUUACUCGAACUUUGCAGAAGACAUGUCCAGUGGAUUGCCCCCCGUCUCUUCAGCCCCUCGCUCGUCUAGAAGCACAGGUCCCUUAACGCGCAGUCGCACCGAACCAUCUGUCGGGCUGAACUUGACCACGAUACCCGAGACCGUCUCUUCAACUUCCAGUGGAGACCAAUUUUUUGCGCCUCUCGCUGAACCGUUCUCGUCAUCUGACGAAUCAUCGCCCGAUCCGUCGCCUCGCUUGGGAAACAGGCGGUCACCGUACUCGAACGAUCCGUCUCCCAACCGUUCUCCACGUGCUCGGCACAACCGGUCACCUUACGGUACCGGACGUUCUCCGGGAGAACCACGGCAAGAUGAGCACCGCCCUUCUCCGUACUCCAGUAGACCCUCACCAGAUCCCUCCCCGCGGCAUCAUGACUCCCGUCGAUCAUCAUCCCACUCCAACGGACCUUCGCCACGCACACCAAAUAAUCCGUCCCCGCAGCACCGCCCAUCGCCUUACUCCAACAGCAGACGUGAGAAUCCACUCCCAGCUCCGCCAAUGGAGCGCCCCACCCUCUCAGGGUCACAGCCUCCGGUGCAAGAAUCCCCACCGGCAAACUGGUCCCGCAGGGUGCGCUACGGGUUUUGGAACAGGCGCGGCGACCACCUCACGCCGAACUUGUACGUCGUUUACGCGCCGGAAGAUCGUGCGUAUCCUUCCGAGCUCCGGAACUAUCCAGAUGAGAGGGGAGGGUUCCAGGAUCAUCAUGGGACGUUCAUUCCCGCGGCGGACCGCCCGGAGCUGCCUGCUUCUCUGCCCCAGCGCGGACGACCGCCAGCGCAGCCUUACGAUAGUUUUGUGGUGUACAAAUAUUUCCCAUGAUAUCGCUCACAUGAGUAUGGGCGCUUCCCAUGGGAGUAAAUGAAGAAGUUGACCAUUUAUAUGCUUUAUUUAACGACAAUACACGGGCCGAAAGAACGACCAACUUGUCGAGCAGAUCAUGUAGGGAGAAGUAGGGAGA